This is a messenger RNA of Onychostoma macrolepis, 4715 nucleotides long. RefSeq names its product RAR-related orphan receptor C a (gene rorca). Gene Ontology annotation, biological process: regulation of transcription by RNA polymerase II. The record is from RefSeq and is a predicted model, not a curated record. Gene Ontology annotation, molecular function: RNA polymerase II cis-regulatory region sequence-specific DNA binding; nuclear receptor activity; zinc ion binding. Lineage: Eukaryota; Metazoa; Chordata; Actinopteri; Cypriniformes; Cyprinidae. The coding region runs from base 392 to 1831 and encodes 479 amino acids. Gene Ontology annotation, cellular component: nucleus. The transcript has 10 exons.
GUGGCCGAGUGCGAGUGCGCGCGCCGCUGCCUGGGGGCACGAGGCGGGCCGGUGGAGCGAGAUCAUGUGAGAGUCCACGCGCCGAAAGUAGGUUAGGCUACAGAGUAGCUCAGACUCAGAGAGAGAGGGAAAGAGAAGAGGGCAUCAUUUUAUUGCAUAGCUCACAGUGCGCGCAUUUACGCAUGAAAGAAAGCCUAUAAUGGAGCGGAAUUUACUCUGAACAACUGGAUGAUAAGAACAAGUAGGCUGUGCAAUAACUUACGAGGUUUAGUAGUUAUUUACUUGCAACCGCUCUGUUUUGGAGUUUUCAAAAUUUUACCAGAGUUUAACUUUCGGCGCUGAUCAAAUGUACUGGAGUUAUAUUAUCGUUCGCAGAUAAUAUAGCAUCAAAAUGAGAGCACAAAUCGAAGUAAUCCCAUGCAAGAUCUGCGGGGACAAGUCAUCGGGCAUCCACUAUGGGGUGAUCACUUGUGAAGGCUGCAAGGGCUUCUUCCGCCGAAGUCAGCAGAACAAUGCGAUGUACUCCUGCUCCAGGCAGAGGAACUGCCUUAUUGACCGAACCAAUCGCAACCGCUGCCAGCACUGCCGCCUGCAGAAGUGUCUGGCGUUGGGCAUGAGCCGCGAUGCGGUGAAGUUUGGACGCAUGUCAAAAAAGCAGCGCGACAGCCUCUAUGCUGAGGUUCAGAAGCACCAGCAGUCUCAGGAGCGGGCAGGGGGUUUGGGCAACGGUGUACACAGUCAUGCUGGUGAUGAGGUCGGGGAGAACGGCAGCAGCCACGGCCGGGCCUACAGCCGGGGCUCCAGCACCACACUUAGUGACCUGGAUGAUAUAACCACGCUACCAGACGGUCUUCUCUUUGAUCUGCCGCUCACUCCGGAGGAAGCUGCUGACUACUGCAGCCUAGAGCUUCUGGGAGGAAGCGGUGGGAGCAGUUCAUCCUCCCAGAGUUCUCCUGAGCCAAACAGACAGGAGUUUAGUGACAUGACACACAUCAAACACGAGUACCAGACCCUGCACGAGACGGGACUUUACACUCGCUCAUUACUUAACCCACCUGAAGGCUGUUCCUUGAUGGAAAUCGAACGGAUUACACAGAAUGUGGUAAAAUCCCACAUCGAGACAAGUCAGUACAGCACAGAAGAACUGAAAAGAUUUGCUUGGACCCUCUACACACCUGAGGAGAUACGUGUCUACCAAAACAAGUCCACAGAGAUGAUGUGGCAGCAGUGUGCUGUGUACAUCACGAAUGCCAUCCAGUAUGUGGUGGAGUUUGCCAAGCGCAUCUCUGGAUUCAUGGAUUUGUGUCAAAAUGACCAGAUUAUCCUUCUCAAAGCAGGCUGCUUGGACGUGCUGUUGAUCCGAAUGUGUCGGGCCUACAACCCCAUCAACAACACGCUGUUGUUCGAUGGAAAGUUCGCAAGCCCUCAGCUCUUUAAAGCUCUCGGUUGUGAUGAUCUGGCGGGUGCUGUAUUUGAGAUGGCUAAAACCCUCAGUCGGCUACAGCUGUCUGAAGAAGAGAUGGCUCUUUUUACUGCCACUGUGCUUCUGUCUCCAGACCGUCCUUGGUUAACAGAUGCUCAGAAGGUGCAGAAACUUCAGGAGAAGGUCUAUGUUGCGUUGCAACACUGUCUUCGUAAAAGUGGUGCCCCUGAGGAGAAACUGGCAAAGAUGGUGUCCAAGUUGCCCAUGAUGAAGUCUAUUUGCAAUCUCCAUAUUGAUAAGCUGGAGUUUUUCCGUCUGCUUCACCCAGAAACGGCCUACAACUUCCCUGCUCUCUACAGAGAGGUUUUCUGCAGCGAGAUCUCCUUCCCAGACUCCACUGAGGGCUAACAUUCACUGAAGUGUCAUAUUGGCUCUGACGAGAGACAGAGAGGAAGAGACAGUUAAAGAAAGACAGGGAAUGCAAAUAGGAGGAGGUAGAUGGAUAUGUGUUUGAGAAAAACCAGCAACACACUGACAAUCUUGCACAUUACACUUUAGGACUCCAUCUAUAACCUCCCUCCUGAUGGAGUGAUUCACUCCUUUAUUUGAACAGUACCCAGAUUUCUUACAAGACGCUGUUAAAUGUCAGCAGUCAUUUAAGGUGCUGGUUACUAUUACUCAUGUUAUUUACAUAUAAUGACUCAAACAGAGCAAAUGAUGUAUAUUUAAUUAAAAAGAGUACUCGAUUAAACCUGGAGCUCAGAUCUCCCUAAAAAAUUAAGUGCUUGAAAAGUGGAUCCUUCCCAUCUUGCGGGUACUUUUAGGAAGAGAACUAUGAAUGUAACCCACCUGACAUGUGGCGAAGCCUCAGGAUUAAGACAGAAUGUAUUAUGUAUUCCUGCCCCAUAUGUAAAGCAAGCUCUUAAGGCUUGGUUUCUGUAGACAAACAGUUUUGAAUCCAUGCGAAACUGUUCAAAGGGACCAAUGCAUACACACCUGAGUUUGUAAACGCCACAUGAGCACCUUCGCUUUCAUAGACUCAACACUAACGUACAGCGCACUGCACAGACCACAUGUGCACAUGGUGUGUUGUCUUUUGAGCUCUUUAUUUUUGCAUAUAAAUUUAAAAGAUGCAACUAAACUAACGAAAACCUCAUCCUUAUUACCCUUUCCCACGCAAAUGCCACUUGGAUAAAGAUAUUAGAUUAUAUUUUGAUAUCCUCAUUUGAUCGGAAACCACAUGUAUGUAGAAUGAGAGAUGUAAUUGAGAAUAUAUUUAUAAACAAGAGCCUGUAGAUAGCAUAUGUAGGCAGAGAUAUAAAGUUGCACCUUAGAGUGGAUGUUCUCGAGCCCUUUCAAAGACUUCCCAACCAUAGGAGUGGAAUUCUGGGCUGGAGAUGGAAUUGGCGUGACAAGCUUUAGGUUUAGAGGCAGGUGGACGGCACUUAAAUUCUCCACAAAAAAAGGACUUUGCAGGAGCAGGACUUUGCUGUCACCCUCACUUUAGAUGGCGAAAAGACAAUAAGACAAUAAGACAAUGCCACUGUGAGACUUUCUGAAGUGUAGCAAACCACUCAUACUGCUGCUGGGAGCAAGGCCUCAGGAGAACACAAAGAACUCUGAAGGAAGUGGAUGGAAGGAACCAUAUAUUUUCUAGAGACAACCGACAACCUGAGCUCGCUGUCAAGUCAUGAGGACACCACAGAAAUGUCAUGAUUCAGACUUUUCUGAUCCUACAGCUGUGAGGAUAAGUGGAUUCACAGGCCGUACCUCAUGCUUUGCAUUGUGUCCGAUGUGGGGAUCAGUGUUGUGUUGCUGUGUGAUUGUUUUUUCCCCCCGUCAUCCAUGUACCUUUUGUGUUCACUUAUAGCACAACUAUUGGUUGACAGAACCAUCAGCUACCCCCCUGAGUUAGAGAAUACUAUGGUUAGUUUAUGUUCUGAAACUUUGCGGUUCAAACCUGAAGGAGAAAAAUCUACUAUCUUUCCACAGUGUGAAAGCAGCCUUCGUUCUUCAGAGGUAGGAUGCCCAGGUUGGUCUCAGGGGAGUUUUAAGAGUGGCCCAGACACCAGAAUACAAACUAAAUCCCAAAGGAGGGCUUUUCAAAACCCUUUAGUGCCCAGCUUUGUAAGAUUACAGGGUAUAAAAGAGGUUUCGAUUGAUUGAUAAGUAUCAACGUCCAGUUUCCUGACAGUUCAUUUUAAAAGGUCGCCUGAUGUUUUAUUUUUGCACUGCUGGAACAGUGCCUGUCUAUAUUUUCUUGUAAAAUUUUAUAUGGUUGGUAUAAUACACAUUUUCUGGUUGUUUAACACAGUAUCACAGUGUCUGCCUGUGCAAUAGUCAGUCUUUCCAUUUUUAGUAUUGACAACCCUCACAAGCCAAGGAUCUCCUUGGAUUUCAGAAGCACUCCAGCUCAGAUCAUUUAACACCCCCUUGCUAAGUUCUGUCUGCGCUUUUUUUUUACGCUCGUCUAUUAGCUAACUUAAGUUGACGUGUGAAGGUGGAGAAAGAUUGUAACAAAGUGCAAAUACUUUGUAAAAACCAUUUAGAGAUUUAGAUGAUGUAUUUUUGUGGAGUGUAAUUCGCUGCCCUACAAACUGCCACAAGCGUCUGGCCCGUCCUUGAGGGUAGUUCUGGAAGUGUGCGUUUACAUCUACACUCAGUCACUCAGGGAGAUAGCUGGGUUCUCUGUCCUAAAAUGUCUUCUUCAGUUAGCCUAGCAAGACACCUUGCACCAAAUAGAAGACCUUAAACAUUGAUCACUGUGUACGGUAACUUUUCUUGUGAAUGUUAAUCACAGAAGUAUCAAAGAAUUUUACCCCUGUCUUAUAUCAGUGCUAUUGGAGGACUUUUUCAGUUUGACUUGCUUAAAAAAAGAAUAGGAUCAGAACUAUAAGGUAUAUAGAUAUAUAUGAGGAUGAAUUUAAUCUUUAAAUCUAGUGUUGUUUUUUUUUGUGAUGUUUUCUUUCUUCAUUUCUGUCCUUUUCUGUAACAUUUUCUCACCCAUGUAGUGUCAUCCUUUGUCUUGAAGAAUUAAAAUCCUAUUUUUUUAAAGAGCAUUUUUAAGCAGAAAAUCCCCUACAAGAGUCCUAAUUCUUUGCCAUGGUCCUUUUGUGGUUGUUUCAGUUGUACCUUUAUUUUUAAGCAAAUAAAUCAUAUUAUAGAUUUUAACGAAUAUAAUUUAUGGUGUAUUAUGGAUACAGAGAAUAAAACAAACACAUUAAGAUAUAUUAUUGUACAAUAAGGAUUACACACAUGGAUUCCAGAAUGUAAUAAAGAUCUUUUUACUUUA